AUGCUGCUGCAGAUACGUGAAUGUGUCUUCUCUUCUACUGAGAGUGGUCAAGAGUUUGCUGCUCUUCAUGGGCGUGUCCAAUGGUUCCUUCAUUGGUUUAUUGAAUCUGCAUCGUCUAUACACCCCGAUCCUCAAUGGUCUGUCUUGCUGCCUGUUAUUGUAUAUAUUGAUAAAAAAAAAGAUCAGCAGCAGCAGCAGCAGCAGCAGCAGCAGAAGCAGCAGCAGAAGCAGCUAGAGCAAGGGGAACAGCAAGAACAACAACAACAGCAAACCAUUGAAUUAAGUCUCCUUCCUGCUGCUAAGAAGUGCAUAGAGUCUAUGCGCACUAAUAAGGGGACUAGUGGUUGUAUAGUUGGUCCCCCAGCAGCAGAAGGAGACACAAAAGGAGACAGUGCAUACACCGCGCUUCCUGUCUUUGCUGCUUAUCCUGCUGCAUCUGCUGCUGUUGCUGCAGAUAAUGCAGCAGCAGCAGCAGCAGCAGCAGCAGCAGCAUCAACAGGGCAGCGCAACACCAACAGCAAAAAAGGAGGGACUUCUACUCGUGGGACAAAGAAAGAGAAAGGAUCUUCUGCAGCAGCAACAGCAGCAGCAGCAGCAGAGACAGAAGAAGCAGCAGCAGCAGCAGCAACAGGAGCAGCAGCAGCAUCAUCAUCAUCAUCAUCAUCAACAGCAGCAGCAGGAGAUUGUAAAGGAGAACAAGAUGAGCAUGCACCGGAUGCAUUACAGCUUCAGCCCCACAACAGCAGCAACAGCAGCAGCAGCAGCAGCAGCAGCAGCAGCAGCUGGGAAUUAGCGGAGUUUGUCUAUCAAGAUAUUAUUCUUGACCCAAAGGUUAUUGAGUUUACAGUAGAGGAUCCUGCUACAUCUUUUUGUCAAUUGCGGGAUGUUACAACUUUAAAAUUAUCAAUCGAUCUGGGGAUCGUCUCCCCGGAUAUGUUAUACCCUAAUCAGCUGCAGCAGCAGCAGCAGCAGCAACAGCAGCAGCAGCAGCAGGAACAGCAGCAACAACAAAACAGCUGCAGCAGCAGCACCACCAAGGGUAUACAACACUGCGCUCCUCCUGGGGUACCUUGCCCUGAAUGCUUUAGGAGAGUUCUUAAGGAGACAAAGGCACAAGCCAUCAGAUUAUCGGAGAUUUUAUCUCUUGCUGCUGUUCUUCCUGAUCCUCCCCCUGAGCUGCAGGAGGAGUCUCCUUCUAGCAGCAGCCGCAGGGAUUGGAGACACCCUGUAGCGGACUCUGCUGCUGCUGCUGCUGGUGCUGCUGAUACACAGCAGCAGCAGCAGCAGGAUACGGCAGCAGCAGCAGGACAAGGAUCCGCAGCUGCUGCCCGCCGACCCUGUGCAAGCGGGGGCUCGGCUCGUCCGGUAUCUUCGAAGCGUCCUGGUGGUGUUGGUGUAGGUAGCAGCAGCAAGACAUCACCAUUAGGAAGCAGCAGCAGCAGCAGCAGCAGUAGCAGCAGCAGCAGCAGCAGCAGCAGCAGCAGUAUAUUUGCAAAAGGAAUAGAUUGUGCUGCUGCACGUAUAAAGGUAAAAAAAAGAUUAAAAAAAGAUAAUUAUGAUUUUUUAUCUGAAUUACCCCUACAACAACAAAAAACUGAAUUAGAUAAAAAAUGGAUGGAAAUCUAUCAUAUGUAUUAUAGGACAAUAGUAAAGCUGCGGAAACUUGUUGGUAAGAAACCAGCAGCAGCAGUAGAGGAGACAACUGCAGCAGCAGCAGCAGCAGCAGAUACAGAGGCAGCAGCAGGAGAUAAAGCAGCAGCAGCAGCAGCUGAGGAAACACCAGCAGCACAGGGAGACGCAACAUCUGCUGCUGCAUCUGACGGAGCAGCCCAAGAGACAGCAGCAGCUGCACCGGCAGCAGCAGCAGCAGCAGCAACAACAUCAACAGCAGCAGCAGCAGCAGCAGAAUCAGCAACAGCAGCAGGAGGUGGGAGACUAAAGAAGCAAAGGACAACUGCAUGCGGGGUAUAA
This is a messenger RNA of Eimeria maxima, 1971 nucleotides long. RefSeq lists its product as hypothetical. The record is from RefSeq and is a predicted model, not a curated record. The transcript has 8 exons. The coding region runs from base 1 to 1971 and encodes 656 amino acids. Gene Ontology annotation, molecular function: histone H4 acetyltransferase activity. Gene Ontology annotation, biological process: subtelomeric heterochromatin formation. NCBI's taxonomy places the organism in Eukaryota, Apicomplexa, Conoidasida, Eucoccidiorida, Eimeriidae. Gene Ontology annotation, cellular component: nucleus.